Messenger RNA from Helobdella robusta, 1017 nucleotides. RefSeq lists its product as hypothetical. Lineage: Eukaryota; Metazoa; Annelida; Clitellata; Rhynchobdellida; Glossiphoniidae. Gene Ontology annotation, molecular function: RNA polymerase II C-terminal domain phosphoserine binding. Gene Ontology annotation, cellular component: Cdc73/Paf1 complex; nucleus. The record is from RefSeq and is a predicted model, not a curated record. Gene Ontology annotation, biological process: positive regulation of transcription elongation by RNA polymerase II; transcription elongation by RNA polymerase II. The transcript has 5 exons. The coding region runs from base 1 to 1017 and encodes 338 amino acids.
AUGGAGUCAGAACGCUGCGACAUGUUUAAUUUAAUAAUGAUACACACUAAUGCAGAUGAGAAUUUUGACUUUGAUGGAGACAAUGAAGCGGAACCAUGGCAAAAAGGAAUUGAUGAUGAAGACAGUUUGCCUUCAAAUCAUGACUCUCCUGAUCAAUCAGUUAUAAGUCGAUCUGACAGUGAAAGCAGGCCUGAAAAUGGAGAAUAUGAUGAAAAUUACAAUAGGCAUGAAAAUUAUGAGGACAAUAAAAAAGAAAAAGUUGAUGAUGUUACUUUCAAAGACCACGAUAGUGAUGCUGAAAAUAACAGCAGUAGUGACGAUGAAAUGUCAAACAGAAGAAAAGAAAAUUUUAUGUCUGAAAGUGAUGAUGAAAUUGCAACAACUAAAGACAAAGCUAAUUCUUCGGACUUGUUUGGAGAUGCUGAUGAUAUUAGCUCCAAUGAUGAUGAGGAAGAAGAAAAUAAUGCAAACACUUCUAAAUCGCCAAUGGAUUCACAUGAGGGCAUUGAACAGGAUGCCAACAUCGAUGAUCACAUUCAGCCCAGAACUUCUCUGGAUGGUGAUGAUAAUACAAGCGGAGAUGUAACUAGAAGAGAUCACAAUGAUGAGGAACAUCAUUCAGGUAGUGAGGAGGAAGAAGCAGAGCCUCCUGAGGUGAGAAUUGAGGCCGAUCUACCAAAAAUAUCUGUAAAUCUUGGUGAUCAGAUGCAUUUUGUCAAGUUACCUAAUUUUUUGAGUGUUGAUCCAAGACCUUUUGAUGAGCAGCUGUAUGAAGAUGAAGUCGAUGAAGAAGAUCUCAUGGAUGAGGAAGAAGGUUUCAAAAAGAUUUGUGAUCUGCAAAAAUCCCAAAAUGAAAUAGUCUGUAACCAAGAUAAGCUUACUGAUGAACAAAGUUCUUUUCGUCGUGAGUUGGCUUCAAUUGACGCAAAGUUAAGCGAAAUGGCCAACACAAUAGAUGAAUUUGAUAUGUCGGUAACCAAUGUAAACAUGCAAAUUAAAGGUAUUGAAGGGGCUUGA